Molecule: messenger RNA, 1902 nt
Organism: Microplitis mediator
Lineage: Eukaryota; Metazoa; Arthropoda; Insecta; Hymenoptera; Braconidae
Product: protein gooseberry-neuro-like
Exons: 5
Coding region: 240-1640 (466 amino acids)
Biological process (GO): anatomical structure development; regulation of transcription by RNA polymerase II
Molecular function (GO): RNA polymerase II cis-regulatory region sequence-specific DNA binding; DNA-binding transcription factor activity, RNA polymerase II-specific
Source: RefSeq, a predicted model, not a curated record
CACCCGAUCGAUCGUUCAUUUUGAGCCACCAUCGAAAUUUUACCAACUGGUAUCUCAAGUUCCUCAGACUCUUAUUAGUGAUUGUAUUUAAGUGAACUCCUGGUUGUGUUUUUAGAUACUGUACUACUCAGUACUUAUUUUUACUGAAUACUUUUUUUUACUUGUUCAGUGUUUGGUUUUUUUAAAAUUUUUUUGGUUUAAAUCCGAGUUCUGUGGAAAUUUAGCAUCCGCGGCUUGAGAUGACGGUGACUACAAACUUUUCUAUGAUGAGACCAUGUUUAACUGGAUAUCCUUAUCAAGAUCUCGGAUCAAUACCAGGACAGGGGCGAGUUAAUCAAUUGGGUGGCAUUUUUAUUAACGGAAGGCCGCUGCCGCACCAGGUGAGGAUAAAAAUUAUCCAGUUGGCACACUCUGGAGUUCGACCUUGUGAUAUAUCUAGAAAGCUACGGGUCUCCCACGGAUGUGUGUCAAAAAUCCUGAACCGGUACCAAGAAACCGGCAGCGUCCGUCCCGGAGUAGUCGGCGGCAGCAAGCCACGGAUCACUACUCCAGAAAUUCAGAACCAAAUAGAAGACUAUAAACGUAAGAAUCCUUCAAUAUUUUCUUGGGAAGUCCGCGAUCGUUUGAUCGAGGAUGGUAUUUGUGAUCGUACUACAGUUCCGAGUAUUCCAGCAAUAUCGCGGAUUCUGCGCAACCGAGAUCCUCAAGAAGAGGGCGCCGUUAAAUUACCCGACGGCAGGACAAGUUCAGGAUCCGACUGCGAGAGCGAACCAGGACUUCCGCUGAAACGUAAGCAGCGCCGGAGCCGAACAACUUUCACAGCACAACAACUAGAUGAACUUGAGCAAGCAUUCGAGCGAACUCAGUACCCGGACAUUUACACCCGCGAGGAGUUGGCGCAGAGGACCAAGUUGACGGAAGCGAGGAUCCAGGUCUGGUUCAGCAACCGCCGGGCCAGACUGCGCAAGCAAAGCGCGUCUAAUAACUCAAAUUUCAUGAGUUCCACUUAUCCAGCCAGCAGCUCCUACAUCCUGCAUCCACCAGCAUCCUCGGGUCACUCCGCAGCCACUGCUGCUGCCACAGCAGUCGCGAGUCUCCCGAGUCAUCCAAUGCAGACUCACAGCCAAGAGUCCGCGUUUACUUCUUCUGCCCAAGAUCUCUACCCAACGCAUUCUUACCCAUCACUUCUGACCCCCGGAUCAUCGGGCCAUCAGCAUCACCAGCAGCCGUACCAGCAGAGUCACCACCAUCAGCUUCCGCCGACCCCCAAUUCCCUCAUGAUGCCGGACCAGUUGUCCUCCUCCACUGACUUGUCCAUCGGCUCGGUCUCUCCCAUUCACCCGCAUCCCCAUUCUCACCCUCAUCCCCACCCCCACCCCCUUCACCCUGACCCUCAUACUCAGCAUCAGCACCAGAGGCUCCAGGCUCAGAUUCAGAGCCAGGCUCAGGCUCAGGCUCAGGCUCAGACUCAUCCCUCGCAGCCGAGCCAGGGCGAGUCGCCACCAGCUUGGAACUUUCCCAUCAACGCGCCUCGUCACAGUCCCCCGGCUCUACAGCAUCCUUACCAUCAUCAUCAAUCUUUCGGUGGCUACCCACCGAAUAGUUUCCAGCAGUCGCCUGGGUCUUACUGGUACUCAUAGCGAUUUUACUUUUAAAUAUUUAUUUAUUUACGUUUUUUUUUUAAUGUAAAUUUGUAUACUUUUUAGUUUUAUUUUUAUUUAUAUGUAAUUAUGAUUUUAUAAUUAAAUACCAAAUUGUAUAUAUAAAUAUAUAUAAAAUAGGCUUAUGUAUUUACCAAAUAUUAUUAUAAAUUGUAAAAAAAAUAUGUGAAAAAAAUUAUUAUUAUUCAUCAGUAAUUUAGAAAAUAUUCUUAGGGAUAAAUAUUUUUUAUUGUAAUCUCGG